UAAGAUUCUCACCCGACCGCAAAUGCCGGCAAAUGAACGCAUACACAUGCGACUCGCAUCUGAAUAGUUUCAGUGGCAUCCAAAAACUCCAGUGAAAAAUAUUUUUCCACUGUUUGAAAUUAACUUACUACGGUGUUUUAUUUCUACAUUAGGUUUGUCUUUUUCUAAUGGAAGCUCACACAGUCUAGACUUUGUUGUGUAUUUUUUUUCAGUGAGUGACUUUAUCAAAGCAAGUAUGAGCAGUGAUAUCCCGACUGCUAUCAAGAUCGAUGGAAGUAUGCGUAUGCUACCAGAAAAUCUAAAUUUGAACACAAACAAUGACCCAACUGCUGGACAGACUCCGGCUGAACAGUCAUCGGUUGAUAAAAUGCCAAACAAAACACGUUCAACAGAAAGCCUGAGACGGCAAAGCUCGGAGAUGAGCGGUGACAAAAUGUCAGUGAGGGCGCUGAUAGAGAUAGCUGUGGCUGAGGUGGUCGGCACUGCCUGCCUCUUGUUCUUCGGAUGCAUGAGUCUGAUUGGCCCGUCCAUUCCACCGCUCCAACCUGCCAUUGCCUUCGGAUUGGUUGUUGCAACCAUUGUUCAGAUCUUUGGACACAUAAGUGGGUCUCACCUGAAUCCCACCGUGACACUCUGUGCAGUCAUUAUGAGGAAAAUCAACGCAGUCUCUGCUCUCGUCUAUGUGUUAUCAGAGUGCCUUGGAGCCAUCCUUGGUAUUGGAUUAUUAAAUUUGGUCACGCCGUGCGAUCUAUGGAUGGCGUCUGCUCCAAAUGGAUCAGUGUGUGUGACAGCUCCAUUACCAAUUCUCCAUGACGGUCAAUCGCUGGCCAUUGAGUUUUCCGCCACUUUCUUUCUGAUCCUGGUUGUCUGCUGUGUUUGGGACGAACGAAACUCUGACAAACUCGACUCUGUACCUCUUAAAUUCGGCGUUGUCAUUGCGUUGUUGGCAAUGGUUGCUGGCCCAUAUACUGGAGGCAGUAUGAAUCCUGCUAGAAGUUUGGGACCAGCUUUUUUGACUGGGAACUUCCACAAACACUGGGUUUACUGGGUUGGACCACUGUCAGGAUCGGCAGUAGCAAGCUUUUUCUACAAAUCAAUAUUUCUGAGGAAACAGGCUCUGCGUCCAGGGGUAGCAGAAGAGGUUCCACUUAGUCGUACAUGAAACAUGAGAGAUUAUGUACUUUCAAAAACAGUGAUUGCUUUUAAAAAGUGAGAGACUCGUAGACAUCUAAGAUGGAGCGUUUUUUUGUCGAAAAUGAGAUCUAUGAAAUGCAGUAGAACUGUAGAUUUUCUGUAAUGGGCUACUAUAAUUCUGGGCUAUUAUAGUUCUGUGAAGUACGAUAACCUACAAAACAACUAACGUUAUCAGAUACUCUCCGUUUGAAGUACAAUUUUCAAGGCAUUUCAAUUAUUUCUUAUCAGAGAAGAAAUUUCUCAAAUCAUAUAAAUCUCUUUUAAUAGAUCAGUGAAGGUCUAGCAUUUGAUAGAAAAUGAAAUAUAGACUGAUGUUUAUGAUCUGUGAAAAAAUAUUUGAUAACAUGACUACUAUUAUGUUACAAGUAUGACUACUACUAUUCGAUACAUGACCACUUCUACACAACUGUUUAGUACAAAUUAUGAUAAAAACCUGUGUUGAAUUGAGUACAAUAAUUAUAUACACAUACAGUGUUGUCAUAUUGUUAAAAUUGUUAAAGUUUUUGAUACAUUGUUCCAUUGUAUUACAUACAGGUAAUAUGGUAAAGAGUUGCUUUGUUAUGUUAUUAGAGAUGUAACUAUUAUUUCAUUAUAAUAAUCAGAUUGAUGAUUAAAUAAAAAAGUUUGAUGAAUAGAGCUUUA
Nilaparvata lugens (brown planthopper) is the source of this 1836-nucleotide messenger RNA. RefSeq names its product aquaporin AQPAn.G. Gene Ontology annotation, biological process: transmembrane transport. Gene Ontology annotation, molecular function: water channel activity. The transcript is spliced from 7 exons. The record is from RefSeq and is a predicted model, not a curated record. Bases 236 to 1162 code for a protein of 308 amino acids. Gene Ontology annotation, cellular component: plasma membrane. NCBI's taxonomy places the organism in Eukaryota, Metazoa, Arthropoda, Insecta, Hemiptera, Delphacidae.